AUGACCGAUUUCGACGCGCUUACAAUAUCAGCAAUCAAAUUAAUGGAGACUGAGCCGACAAAAGAAUUCCACUGCUUCGAAACCGCCAAAAUCGAGUAA
Messenger RNA from Phytophthora nicotianae INRA-310, 99 nucleotides. RefSeq lists its product as hypothetical. The record is from RefSeq and is a predicted model, not a curated record. The transcript is spliced from 2 exons. Lineage: Eukaryota; Oomycota; Peronosporomycetes; Peronosporales; Peronosporaceae. Bases 1 to 99 code for a protein of 32 amino acids.